Molecule: messenger RNA, 4061 nt
Organism: Galeopterus variegatus (Sunda flying lemur)
Lineage: Eukaryota; Metazoa; Chordata; Mammalia; Dermoptera; Cynocephalidae
Gene: ATP2A2
Product: ATPase, Ca++ transporting, cardiac muscle, slow twitch 2
Exons: 18
Biological process (GO): regulation of cardiac muscle contraction by calcium ion signaling; calcium ion transmembrane transport; intracellular calcium ion homeostasis
Cellular component (GO): membrane
Molecular function (GO): ATP hydrolysis activity; ATP binding; P-type calcium transporter activity involved in regulation of cardiac muscle cell membrane potential
Source: RefSeq, a predicted model, not a curated record
GAGUUACCGGCUGAAGAAGGAAAAACCUUGCUGGAACUUGUGAUUGAACAGUUUGAAGACUUACUAGUUAGGAUUUUAUUGCUGGCAGCAUGUAUAUCUUUUGUUUUGGCUUGGUUUGAAGAAGGUGAAGAAACAAUUACAGCCUUUGUAGAACCUUUUGUAAUUUUACUUAUAUUAGUAGCCAAUGCAAUUGUGGGUGUAUGGCAGGAAAGAAAUGCUGAAAAUGCAAUUGAAGCCCUUAAGGAGUAUGAGCCUGAAAUGGGCAAAGUGUAUCGACAGGACAGAAAGAGUGUACAACGUAUUAAAGCUAAAGACAUAGUUCCUGGUGAUAUUGUAGAAAUUGCUGUUGGUGACAAAGUUCCUGCUGAUAUAAGAUUAACUUCCAUCAAAUCUACAACUCUAAGAGUUGACCAGUCAAUUCUCACAGGUGAAUCUGUCUCUGUAAUUAAGCACACUGACCCCGUCCCUGACCCACGGGCUGUCAACCAAGAUAAGAAGAACAUGCUCUUUUCUGGUACAAACAUUGCUGCUGGGAAAGCCAUGGGAGUGGUGGUGGCAACUGGAGUUAACACUGAAAUUGGCAAGAUCCGGGAUGAAAUGGUGGCAACGGAACAGGAAAGAACACCCCUUCAGCAGAAACUAGAUGAGUUUGGGGAACAGCUUUCCAAAGUCAUCUCCCUUAUUUGCAUUGCGGUCUGGAUCAUAAACAUUGGGCACUUCAAUGACCCAGUUCAUGGAGGCUCCUGGAUCAGAGGUGCUAUUUACUACUUUAAAAUUGCAGUGGCCCUGGCUGUAGCAGCCAUUCCUGAAGGUCUGCCUGCUGUCAUCACCACCUGCCUGGCUCUUGGAACUCGCAGAAUGGCAAAGAAAAAUGCCAUUGUUCGAAGCCUCCCUUCUGUGGAAACCCUCGGUUGUACUUCUGUUAUCUGCUCAGACAAGACUGGCACACUUACAACGAACCAGAUGUCAGUCUGCAGGAUGUUCAUUCUGGAUAGAGUUGAAGGUGAUACUUGUUCCCUUAAUGAGUUUACCAUAACUGGAUCAACAUAUGCACCUAUUGGAGAAGUAAUAAUGAUGCAACGGAGGACAGGUUGUUCUUCCAUGGAGAAAAAAAGAGAAAUUUACCUGUUUACCUCUUUUCUCUUUUUCCACUUUCUAUGCCUUUAACCAAUACAGGCAAAGGGUGUGUACGAAAAAGUUGGAGAAGCUACAGAGACCGCUCUAACCUGUCUGGUAGAGAAGAUGAAUGUAUUUGAUACUGAAUUGAAGGGUCUUUCUAAAAUAGAACGUGCAAAUGCCUGCAACUCGGUAAUUAAACAGCUGAUGAAAAAGGAAUUUACUCUAGAGUUUUCACGUGAUAGAAAGUCAAUGUCGGUUUAUUGUACACCAAAUAAACCAAGCCGGACAUCAAUGAGCAAGAUGUUUGUGAAGGGUGCUCCUGAAGGUGUCAUUGACAGGUGCACCCACAUUCGAGUUGGAAGUACUAAGGUUCCUAUGAGCCCUGGAGUCAAACAGAAGAUCAUGUCUGUUAUUCGGGAAUGGGGUAGUGGCAGCGACACACUGCGAUGUCUGGCCCUGGCCACUCACGACAACCCACUGAGAAGAGAAGAAAUGCACCUCGAGGACUCCGCCAACUUUGUUAAAUAUGAGACCAAUCUGACUUUUGUUGGCUGCGUGGGCAUGCUGGAUCCCCCAAGAAUUGAAGUGGCCUCCUCUGUGAAGCUGUGCCGGCAAGCAGGCAUCCGGGUCAUCAUGAUCACAGGGGACAACAAGGGCACCGCUGUGGCCAUCUGUCGCCGCAUUGGCAUCUUCGGGCAGGACGAGGAUGUGACGUCAAAGGCUUUUACAGGUCGGGAGUUUGAUGAACUCAGCCCCUCAGCCCAGAGGGAUGCCUGCUUGAAUGCCCGCUGUUUUGCUCGGGUCGAACCUUCCCACAAGUCCAAAAUUGUAGAAUUCCUUCAGUCUUUUGAUGAGAUUACAGCUAUGACUGGCGAUGGUGUGAAUGAUGCUCCUGCUUUGAAGAAAGCUGAGAUUGGCAUUGCCAUGGGCUCUGGCACUGCGGUGGCUAAAACCGCCUCUGAGAUGGUGCUGGCAGAUGACAACUUCUCCACCAUUGUGGCUGCUGUUGAGGAGGGGCGGGCAAUAUACAACAACAUGAAGCAAUUCAUCCGUUACCUCAUCUCGUCUAACGUGGGGGAAGUUGUCUGUAUCUUCCUGACAGCAGCCCUUGGAUUUCCUGAGGCUUUAAUUCCUGUCCAGCUGCUCUGGGUCAAUCUGGUGACAGAUGGCCUGCCUGCCACCGCACUGGGAUUCAACCCUCCAGACCUGGACAUCAUGAAUAAACCACCCCGGAACCCCAAGGAACCGCUGAUCAGCGGGUGGCUCUUUUUCCGUUACCUGGCUAUUGGCUGUUAUGUCGGCGCUGCUACCGUGGGUGCUGCUGCGUGGUGGUUCAUCGCGGCCGACGGUGGUCCAAGAGUGUCCUUCUACCAGCUGAGUCAUUUCCUACAGUGUAAAGAUGACAACCCGGACUUUGAAGGAGUGGAUUGUGCAAUCUUUGAAUCCCCAUAUCCGAUGACAAUGGCACUCUCUGUUCUAGUAACCAUAGAGAUGUGUAAUGCCCUCAACAGCUUGUCUGAAAACCAGUCCUUGCUGAGGAUGCCCCCUUGGGAGAACAUCUGGCUCGUGGGUUCCAUCUGCCUGUCCAUGUCGCUCCACUUCCUGAUCCUUUAUGUAGAACCCCUGCCACUCAUCUUCCAGAUCACACCACUGAAUGUGACUCAGUGGCUGAUGGUGCUGAAAAUCUCUUUGCCUGUGAUUCUCAUGGACGAGACACUGAAGUUUGUGGCCCGCAACUACCUGGAACCUGGUAAAGAGUGUGUGCAGCCUGCCACCAAAUCCUGCUCACUCUCGGCAUGCACCGAUGGGAUUUCCUGGCCAUUUGUACUGCUCAUAAUGCCUCUGGUGAUCUGGGUCUAUAGCACAGACACUAACUUUAGUGAUAUGUUCUGGUCUUGACUGACAGUUUUACAUAAAGAAGAUGUUUAACUUAACCAAUUAAUUUUUUAUUGUUUAAAGCAACUGUCUUUCUGCUGAAUUUUCACAUGAACAUAUUGGCUGGUGACGGAGGUUUCAUACUCUAGAUUUUGUUUUGCUUUUUCUGACUCGAGUGGGGCGAGAUUUUUCCUUUUUUAUACACAUAAUUAAAGUGUCCAUUGACAUGUACAGAGAACUAACACUAUUUUAUGCAAAUAUUUUUUUGUAGAUGAAAAAGCAUGUACAGUGUUCUGUUUAAUACUCAUCCUUGUAUAAAAAAAAUAGUUGAGCCAGCAGACAUUGUCAGCAAAUUAAUUGGCAGCAGAUUUUAGGAAAUGAACAUGUGUGUUUUUUUCUAAAACUAAAUAGCAUGUAUUGUGUCUUGCAUGAUUAUCUGGAUUUAAUUUGAUAUCACAGUCUAAUUUUUAUUCAUAAGCCAAUUUUUCUGCACUGAGCAGAGUCCUGCUACCUCAGUCAGCAUUUUUUGGUUUGCCACACCCUUCACCCUCUUGGCCCUCCAUUCACCCCACCCCUACCCCUACCCCCGCUCCACUCCGCUUUUUCUGUGGGUUUUUGAUGGUUCUGUUUACAUCAGUCUUAACGAGAGGUAUGCCUGUUCUCGCUUGUGCAGAAAACAUUGUUCCAGAUUCAAUUGACUGGGUUUAUGUCCCUUCACAUAGUUUUUAAGGUUAUUUAUUUAAAUGUCUAAUGUAUUUUAUUGUAACAGACAUUGUUUUGCCAACAUUGCCUAUUUCAGUGGCAUUUCACAAUCUAGUUUAAAAAGAAAAAUAAAACAUUUUAAAUGGACAGAGAGAAAUAACUGCCUUGUUUUUAACUCUUAAGUGGCUUACCUUGAACUGUUUAAUAGAUAUGUCCAUCUUUCUCAAGUUCUUAGUUCAGAACUGUAGUUUUACUGUGCUUGAGAGGAAGAAGGAUCCUGUUCUGCUGCAUAGGUAGUUGUAGGAAUUUCAUUUUUUAAUGUAUAGUACCAUUUGUCAUUUGUGGUAAUACAUUUUAUGAAAGUU